AUGGCCAAGCUACUGCGCAAAGCUCAAAUAUUGCAUGCCAGAGCUUUGAAGAGAACGGAAACAGCGACUAAUUGCAGCAUCCAUCCUGUCAUCGAUGUACAAAGCGACUCGUUGCUUGUAAUUAUUCAGCCCCGCAGGAUCGCAAGCAAAUUGCCGCCAGACGAAGAGCCGCUCGCCGUCUUCAAGGCGAGACGACUGACUUACCUGGGAACAGCUAUACCGACCUAUCUGCUUCCAUUUGCGAAAGCCCUAGCGUAUCCACUGGUACGAGAAGAGAAGCGAUGA
This is a messenger RNA of Parastagonospora nodorum SN15, 285 nucleotides long. RefSeq lists its product as hypothetical. The transcript has 2 exons. The record is from RefSeq and is a predicted model, not a curated record. Lineage: Eukaryota; Fungi; Ascomycota; Dothideomycetes; Pleosporales; Phaeosphaeriaceae. The coding region runs from base 1 to 285 and encodes 94 amino acids.